AUACAAACGGGGUCUUUCCGUAGAAAGCUGUGGCAACCGUCGCGUAUCGGGGUCUCGAAAGUUGGAGAUCCUAUAGUGGCUGGUCGUCCUUCACUUGUCAAUGUCCUAUCAAGCCAAAAUUGCAUCUCUCAACCUCCAGUAUGGCCUCAUCUCUAUUUGAUAUCAAUGAUAUAGCGGGGCUUGAUCGUGUAGGUUAUUUGUUUGGACAUCCCAUCUCCCACUCUCUAUCACCAAUAUUCCAUCGCACGAUAUUCGAUGCACUGGAUUUGAAAUGGUCACAGAAGUAUUUGGAGUCGCUGGAUAUGCAGCAAUUCCUGAAGCUAACAAGAGAACCCCUUUUUUUUGGAGCUUCGGUCACAAUGCCCCAUAAAUUAGCAAUCCUUCCACACCUUGACGAGCUUACACCUGAAGCUCGCGAUGUAGGCGCGUGUAAUACACUGUUCGUUCGCGAACGAAAUGGCAAACGUAUCUAUCUUGGCACGAACACCGAUGUCGUUGGCAUUAAGCUUGCGUUUUACGAGAAUGUUUCUUCGCCGGAUGAUACUUUUCACAAUCGUCCCGGCCUGGUCGUUGGGGGCGGAGGAGCGGCUAGAAGUGCUGUCUAUGCACUACGAAAAUUUAUGCAAACGACCGACAUAUACAUCGUCAACAGGGAUAAGAGCGAAGUUGAUGCUGUUAUACAGUGGUGCACUGAGCGAGGCUAUGGUGAGAAUUUAGUGCAUGUCGACACAGUCGAACGGGCCCAUACUCUGAAAGGCCCAGGCGCUAUCGUCUCAUGUGUGCCAGACUUUCCGCCAAAGACGCGGGAGGAGAAAACAGCGCGGAAGGUUAUUGAGCUGAUGCUGGAGAAAGAACAUAAGGGUGCCAUCUUAGAGAUGUGCUACCAUCCAAAGCCUUGGACUGAAAUUGCAGGCAUUGCAGAUAAAGAGGGAUGGCAAGUCAUACUUGGGACUGAAGCCAUGAUCUGGCAAGGACUAGAACAGUCCAGGUACUGGAGAGAGGAGGAUGUUCCCGUCUCAGUGAUAGACAAAGUCAAAGGAGUCAUAGCCACUGAGCUCAACGGGAUGAGGAAGUACGGUUUGGCGCCUUCGAGUACGAAGACACCAGCAACUGUUGUGACGGCGAAUAUUUCCACACACGAGGAAAUAACACCUGUAGUCGAAUCAUCUGUAAAUAUCGCGAAGGCUUGAGGCCAGUUCGGAACUAGAUGGCUUGCCAAUUGCCAUCGGAGGUACUAUGAGGUAUCUUAUCCCAUUCAAUAGUAUGCAAUAUAGUAUUUCAUGUGAUAG
Molecule: messenger RNA, 1289 nt
Organism: Pseudovirgaria hyperparasitica
Lineage: Eukaryota; Fungi; Ascomycota; Dothideomycetes; Acrospermales; Acrospermaceae
Product: quinate dehydrogenase
Exons: 3
Coding region: 141-1190 (349 amino acids)
Biological process (GO): chorismate biosynthetic process; shikimate metabolic process
Molecular function (GO): shikimate 3-dehydrogenase (NADP+) activity
Source: RefSeq, a predicted model, not a curated record